Molecule: messenger RNA, 1320 nt
Organism: Alexandromys fortis (reed vole)
Lineage: Eukaryota; Metazoa; Chordata; Mammalia; Rodentia; Cricetidae
Product: pancreatic alpha-amylase-like
Exons: 9
Coding region: 1-1320 (439 amino acids)
Biological process (GO): carbohydrate metabolic process
Molecular function (GO): alpha-amylase activity; cation binding
Source: RefSeq, a predicted model, not a curated record
AUGAAGCUCUUCCUGUUGCUUUCACUCAUUGGGUUCUGCUGGGCUCAGAAUGACCCACACACUCAGUAUGGACGGACUUCAAUUGUCCAACUGUUUGAGUGGCGCUGGGUUGAUAUUGCCAAGGAAUGUGAGCGAUACUUAGCUCCUAAGGGAUUUGGAGGGGUACAGGUCUCUCCACCAAGUGAAAAUAUUGUGAUUUAUAGACCACCCAGGCCUUGGUGGGAAAGAUACCAACCAGUUAGCUACAAAAUUUGCACAAGGUCUGGAAAUGAAGAUGAAUUUAGAGACAUGGUGAAGAGGUGCAACAAUGUUGGUGUCCGUAUUUAUGUGGAUGCAGUUAUUAAUCACAUGUGUAGUGCAGGCAGUGGUGCAGGGACAAACAGUACCUGUGGAAGUUACUACAAUGCCCAUAACAGAGAAUUCCCAGCAGUUCCAUACUCUGCUUGGGAUUUUAAUGAUGGUAAAUGUGACCGAGAUGUUGAUGACUACAAAAAUGCUAAUGAGGUCAGAAAUUAUCUUCUGUCUGGCUUUCUGUACCUUGCACUUGAUAAAGAUUAUGUUCGUGGCAAGGUGGCUGACUACAUGAACCAUCUCAUUGACAUUGGUGUGGCAGGGUUCAGACUUGGUACUACUAAGUACAUGUGGCCUGCAGAAAUAAAGGCAAUUUUGGACAAACUGCAUAAUCUAAAUACACAAUGGUUCUCUGCAGGAAGCAGACCUUUCAUUUUUCAAGAGGUCAACGAUCUGGGUAAGGAGUCAAUGUAUUUUUUAAGUGGACCAUACAAAUAUGGAGCAGACCUGAGCACAGUUAUCCGCAAGUGGGAUGGACAGAAGAUGGCAUUUUUAAAGAACUGGGGAGAAGGUUGGGGUUUUGGGCCUACUAACAAAGCUCUUGUGUUUGUGGACAACCAUGAGACUCAACGAGGACUAGGUGGUGGAGGAGCAUCCGUUCUGACCUUCUGGGAUGCUAGAAUGUAUAAAAUGGCAGUUGGCUUUAUGUUGGCUCAUCCUUAUGGGUUCACACGAGUAAUGUCAAGUUACCGUUGGACAAGAAAUUUCCAGAAUGGAAAAGAUGUGAAUGACUGGAUUGGACCACCUAAUAACAAUGGCGUAAUCAAAGAAGUGAUCAUUAAAUCAGACACAAGUUGUGGCAAUGACUGGGUCUGUGAACAUCGAUGGCGUCAAAUAAGGAACAUGGUUGCCUUCAGAAACGUAGUCAAUGGUCAGCCUUUCUCAAACUGGUGGGAUAAUGGCAGCAUCCAAGUAGCUUUUGGCAGAGGAAACAAAGGAUUCAUUGUCUUUAACAAUGACGACUGGUAA